UACGUCAAAAAGAUCAGCCGUUCUUUCUUGCCGAAUGGAAAAAGUCCAGAACAAAGAGAAGGAGGAGAAGGAAGCGGACAAGGAGCCUUUAGUUCAGAAGUCAAGUACAAUAAACAAGGCAAAAUUGCGAUGUCAAUGAUAUAUUCCAGCUUUGACAUUUUGGACAAACCUUGGUGGAAACUCCAUUUUGAUGAACGCAAUACUGAAUAUUUGAUCUCAAGUGUCAAGCACUUCCAACAGGUUAUAUCAUCAGCAGUUGAUAAUGAAAGCAAUGAGUUCUUCUGGAAAGGAUACAUCGACCUUCACCGUGAACGUUACCUACUCGAAUGUGUUUCUGCGGAAAGUGACAUCGACCUCACUAUUGGCUAUGUACAGAAGUUGCUAAAGAAACCUGGGUUUCUUAGAAUGUUUUGCAGAAGAAUUUUUGCGAAGUGCCUCAAACCCGAUAGAUCCUCACGUUUGGCUAAAAAAGUGCAAAAUCUUUAUAAUGUUUUCAUCGACAUUUUCCCUUCUAUCUUCUUGCCAGAUCUUCCAAUAGAUCGUUUUACACCUGGGUUUGCAAAACAAUUGCACCGACAAAUUGGUAACGGUUUAAUUAAAGAUGCUGGGCAGUAUAGAACGCAAUUUGUUAUGGCGGCACAAGACAACUUCGUAUAUAUGGCACCGAAUUUGAUAAAUGAUAGAAUGGAUGAGUUAUUCCGUCAAUGUAGAGAGAAAUUUGGGAAGACAGACUUGCAGUUGGAAGAAGCUAUUAAAUAUGGGGCAUGUUUUCUUGCCUACUUCUUGUUGAUUCACCCUUUUAUAAAUGGAAACGGAAGAGUAGCGAGAUUGCUUUUGAGCUAUCUCUUAUCAAGAUUCACUGUAGUACCACUCUCUUUAUAUACAGGAAUGAUGUGUAUUUACAGUGUCUACGUGAAGCACAGUGGUAUCAAGACUCGUUCAAACCUAGCGCACUCGCAGGCUUUAUACUUGAGUCAACGUACUUAUAAUCGGAAAUUAGCAGAGCUCGGGAGUACUUAUUUUCGGAGGGAUACUUAUUUUCAAGGAGCACUUAUAUUUGGAGCAAUUUUGGCAGCAGGCUACGAGCUUUAUUAA
Molecule: messenger RNA, 1095 nt
Organism: Ambispora leptoticha
Lineage: Eukaryota; Fungi; Glomeromycota; Glomeromycetes; Archaeosporales; Ambisporaceae
Source: the annotation of a GenBank genome assembly